Messenger RNA from Peromyscus californicus insignis, 3391 nucleotides. It is a transcript of the gene Ptrh2, whose product is annotated as peptidyl-tRNA hydrolase 2. Gene Ontology annotation, molecular function: peptidyl-tRNA hydrolase activity. Lineage: Eukaryota; Metazoa; Chordata; Mammalia; Rodentia; Cricetidae. The record is from RefSeq and is a predicted model, not a curated record. Bases 1 to 1254 code for a protein of 417 amino acids. The transcript is spliced from 3 exons. Gene Ontology annotation, biological process: negative regulation of anoikis; positive regulation of anoikis. Gene Ontology annotation, cellular component: cytosol; mitochondrion.
AUGGCUGGAGAGGACAAACACCACAUUGAAAGGUCCUGGAAAAUCAGCUCGGUCAACAGCAGCGAAGACCUUCUUCAUUUUAACCAAGGUUCUGGACACCCCGGGAGGAAGGUGCUCUGUAGAAGCCAAGGACGGCUUCCAAGUCUGGAAGGAAUGGUCAGGAGUGUCUGGGUUCAGUGUCCCGGGAACCAACCAUGGAGAGGUGUCCCAUAUAACCCGGCUACCGCCAGGCUGACACAGCCAGUCAGCAGUGACCUGAAACACUCCUCAAGUGGAAAACAGCGUGUUGUGUGUCUGCACCGCCCAAGUGUGAGAGCCACGGGAGAAGCCGAGCUGUGGAAAGCCUCGGCUUGCGCCCCCGACUCCCCGCUUUCGCCUACCUACCCGCUCAGACCCCGGCUUCUCCGGAUCUCAGGAUCCUGGAAGCGGCUCCCAGCACCGACUCUCACACCCGCCGCUGGGCUCCAGCCAACCGGAACCCACUCGCGUCACUUCCGGUCCGGUCCCCCCGAGGAGCCCGCCUCCAAAAGAGAAAUGUUCCACCUUCCUUUUGACAACCCGAGAGGGUCCUCGCGGGAUUUCAGUUCGGCUUUCUCAUUCCUGAUCCGGAACCAGUUUUUCUGGAAACCCGGAAGAAAUAGGUGGCGCGCGCGAAGCGUGUUUCUUGUUCGGGAGUGGAGAACCACAAGGCGUGAGCAAGUCCUUCAGGUACUCUCCAAGUUCUUGGUUAUGGAGUAUUUGGCUCAUCCUGGUACACUCAGCUUGGCUGCUGGAGUUGCUUGUGGCAUGUGCCUGGGCUGGGGCCUCCGGGGCCACCUUAGGAUGUUCCCCCAGAACUCAACAAGUGAGACAAAUAGAGACACAGAGACAGGAACCGAAGCAAGCAUCUUGGGAGAGAGUGGAGAGUACAAAUUGAUUCUUGUGGUUCGAACUGACCUAAAGAUGGGAAAAGGGAAGGUCGCUGCCCAGUGUUCUCAUGCUGCUGUUUCUGCCUACAAGCAGACUCAAAGGAGAAACCCUCAAGUGCUCAAAGAGUGGGAGGACUGUGGCCAGCCCAAAGUGGUGGUCAAAGCCCCAGAUGAAGACACCCUCAUUGAAUUACUGACCCAUGCAAAGAUGUUGGGACUGACUGUAAGUUUAAUCCAAGAUGCUGGACGUACUCAGAUUGAACCGGGCUCUCGAACUGUCCUGGGAAUUGGGCCAGGACCAGUAGAACUAAUUGAUGAAGUUACUGGCCACCUAAAACUUUACUAGAUGAGCUUUUGUGUGAUGUGAUUCUGUCUGAAAACUGAAGCUUGUCAGUAACAAUAAAAGCUUAAUUUUUGCCCCACUUUAAAAUCUGUUCCCAUGUUCUAUCAUGUUCUGGACCAUUAAUAUCUUGAGCUUAAAAUAUUUUUGAAGGGCUAGAGAGAUACUUGCAGAGGACUCUGGUUCAGUUCCCUGUUAUCUGGAUGGCAGUUCACAACCAUCCAUAACUCCAGUUCCAGAGGAUCCAACACCCUCUCCUCAUCUCCACCACUAGGCACACAUGGUGUACAUAUAUACAUACAGGCAAAACCACCAUACACAUAAAUCUAAAGAAUAAACGUAAGCCUUUAAUCACAGCACUUGGGGAAGCAGAGGCAGGCAGAUCUGAGACCAGGCUGGUCUACAGAUCAAGUUCCAGGACAGCCAAGGUAGAGACAGAAACCCUUCUCAAAAAAAUAAAAAAUAAAAAUAUUGUUUAAAUGCUCUGUGGAGUGAUAGGUGCUGAAACAGUCUGAUGUUGGGUAAAAAGGAAGCCAUGUUUCCCAUGUAUAAUGCGGCCUCUGUGUGUUGAUUACUCUUCAAUCAAACCAUGCUGCUAUCCUUGGCCUUUUUGAGGACCUGGUUCAAGAAAUCAUAUUGCAGUUUUUCGUAGAUAAUCUUUAAUUAACAGACCAUUGCAUAGACCCACUGUGCAGUCAUAAUUAAGAUUUGUAACUAGCUGGAUGUUUUGGAGACGGGUUAACCUUGAACCUGUGGCAUUUCUCCUGCCUUGACCUCCGACAUGCUGGGAUUGAAAGCAUGCAACAUCAUACCUAGUUGAUUUCUAUUUCAGAGUUGAAAUUUUAUGUAGCAUUUUGAUGCUUAUUUCUGAUCCACUUGGGCUAAAGGUACUUCACAGUGGUUCUAAUUCAUAAGCUUUAGAAAUUCAUUUACUUACUUCAGUGGUGAAACCAGUAUGUUAAGUGAACUUUAUGGACUUUGAAAGUGGAAAUGUGAGAAUGAAUUUAUGGCAACUAAAGGACUGUAGUUGUACCCAAUCUCUCCUGAAAAUAUUAGGAACUAAAUAAUUUUAUUACUUAAGGGCACAUUUUCUCACUGUGUAUCCCUGACUAACUUGGAACUCACUAUGUAGAACCAGGCUUUUCUUGAACUCAGAAGUCCUCCGGCCUUUCUCCCAAUGCUGUGGGAUUAAAGCCUUGCACCAGCAUGCUUGGCUACAUAAAGCUUUCUUGACAGUCUUGCUAGAAUCCAUUUUUCUUGACAGCUCCAGAAGAUUGACAGUGACUUCUAAAUUCAUCAUAUCCUUUAAAACUGUGAUGUUGAGUGUAAGGUCAUAAGUAGAAGCUAGGCAGAAUGAUUAAACUGUAAGCAGUCUCUAAGUUAUGGUGCUUGGUGCAUUUGUAUCACACAGAAGCAUAAGAUGGUACAGGAGCAAUCAACACUGAAUGAUGCCACAGUAGCAACAGUUUCUAAACGGAAUGUUUAUACAGGAGUCAAAAGUGAUGCAACCACAUGUAACUGAGUUGAACUCAAUCUUAAAUACAUGGUUAUGACUCCACACUGACAGACUGCUUUCCCAGCAGGAUGGCUGGGGUAGCUGAUUCAAGGACCUGUAAUAAGCCAGGGCUUACCUACAAGGACAGUGAAAAAUGUUCUGGUAACAAAUCACAGUAUUUGUUCACCUGUUCUUGGUAUGUAUUUCAUAGGCACUUAACGAGUAGUCCUCACAGCAUACUCUGCAGAGCCCAAGGAGUCUGUGUAACUAUUUCCAUUAACUUGAAUGAAAGGCACUUUCUUUUCUCUAAUGUGUUACCACUGAUGAUCUCUCUAAACAAGUAGCCAUUAUAUUGUAGCCUUCACAUCCCACAUCCAUAGUAAAGCUUCACUUGUCCUGGUGAAAUAGUUAACUAAAGGCUGCAGGGUAGAGGGAGUCUUUUCAGGAAGUCCUCCUUGGUAGGUUGCCCAGGAUGGCCCAACAUACAGUCCCAUAAUGUCAGCACUGAUUGGACUCAGUGCACUGUUAUGAAAAAGAUUAACUUGAGAGGAAGAUGAGUGGGGGAGGGGUGCUAGGCUCACAGUACAUUGUAUACAUGGAUGAAAUUCUCAAUGAAUAAAAACAAUUAAAAGCAUUUUUUAACCAUGA